This is a messenger RNA of Acanthaster planci (crown-of-thorns starfish), 3320 nucleotides long. RefSeq names its product monocarboxylate transporter 12-like. Lineage: Eukaryota; Metazoa; Echinodermata; Asteroidea; Valvatida; Acanthasteridae. Gene Ontology annotation, molecular function: monocarboxylic acid transmembrane transporter activity. Gene Ontology annotation, biological process: transmembrane transport. The record is from RefSeq and is a predicted model, not a curated record.
UAAAUACAUGAUGUGUGACUCUGGCUUAUUUGGGUCGUAGUCUGGUAGGCCCAGAUUGUUUGCCUUUGCAUGGCGCUUUACACCUACGCUAGAAUGCCGCCUCGUUUAGCCCUUUCAAAGAAUAAGUGCCUGUCGAUAUUUGUUAAUAGUUCCAACUCGAUGCCGGAGUCCUUUGGCAAUGCAUCCCACGAUAAACCCGGUGACGUGUAAUAGUUAGCCGGGUCAAGGCCGUAGGUCUGUUUACAGACUGUGCGGAAGUUCUCAAAUACACCCGCUAGCAACAAAACGUCUGUUUCCGCGUAUAUGUCGUGGUUGUCGCCUAGGUGUUUACAGUUAAACGUGUGCCAUACUGUUUGUGCUCGGGCAUGUUCUCUCUCGGUCACGGUGGACUGCUUCAGAGAUCUAUAAAAGACGUCUCUUCGCGCUAGGCUCGUCUCCUGGAAUCGGUCAAAGGAGUCGAUAUAUUCGUAAGGAGUAGCACCUCAACAAGCAAAAUCAAAGAGACAUUAGCACAAUGUAGCUUUAAGCUGAGGCGCCCGUCCAUCAUUAGUUGGUGCGGUGUUAUUUAUACGGGCGGGUAACACACUUCGGAAGGCAAAUCAUUACGAUGGGAGUCCGGUGUGGGAACGCAAGCUGGUAUGCCGUCCUCUGUGUCCAUUUCGACUGGCUGCUAUGGGCAGGACUCCUAAAAGGUCUAGGGGUACUGCUGCCGACGCUUCAAGAGCAAUUCACGGCAGAGGCAUGGAUGAUUGGUGGAUUGAUAGCGACUGUUACUGGAGUUGGCAGUGUCGCAGGUCCGUUUUCCAGGCCUUUGGAGGCAAUGUUUGGUACCCGUAUCGUUGUCACAGUCAGCGGAUUGCUCCUAGGGGCGUCUGUCAUCGUCUCGUCCUUCACAUUUACUGCAAUCCAGAUGACACUUGCCUUAGCCUUAAUCGCUGGGCCUUGUUUGAUGAUCUCGAAUAUUUUGUCAAGAGCCAUGAUGGGUCGACAUUUCACCACAAACUACGCGACAGUGAAUGGCGUUGCGACUGCAGGAUACUCCGUGGGCCUAAUCUUCAUUGGCCCGUUGACUCAAUUGCUUUUAGACACCUACGGCUGGCGAGGUGCCUUGCUACUUCUUGGGGCUCUCAGCAUGCAUCUUGGUGUGUGUGGCUUCCUGCUGAGAUCACCAUCACCACCUGCAGAGGUGCGGCACGACUACCUACCGAUCAGCUCCAGCGUAGAGGAACCAUCAGAUGAAGAGUCAAAAAGCCCUAAUCCUCGGAGGAAAUCCCGACUCCGCGUCCUGAUGGACGCCAUAAAGGUUCAGGGGAAUCUUUUUGGCUGUGGGGUUUGCGGCCGCCUCGCAUUCUGGACAGCGACGCUCGUUUACGCUGAAUUCCAGAUCGUGAGCAGUCUGUGGUUGAUAUACUUUGUCGCUUACGCUGAAUCGAAAGGUUUCUCUGGGUACGAGGCUGUGACUUUCAUCACGGCCGGGGGGAUAGGCAACCUGAUUUUCAAGAUCCUUGCAGGAUUGGUGGUAGACCGAGGUUGGCUGAAGCUGCGAUUGGCCUUGCUAAUUUCAAUCUUGAUAAGUGGCUUCACUCAAUUUACACUUCCCUGGCUGAACUCUUAUUGGUUGAUAAUGGCCAACGCCCUCAUUUUCAACGGCUUCGUUGGAGCAGAGGCAUCAUUGACUGACAUUUACACUCGGGAGCUACUUGGAGCUGAAGACCUAGUGUCCACUUUCAGUUGGAUGGACCUGGUGACGGCCAUCAUUCAAAUCGCUUGCGGAUUCUUCCCUGGUUGGAUAUUUGACCAGACUGGAAGCUACGACAAGGCAUUUGUCAUUUUUGGAUUCAUCUCUCUUCUGCCGUUGGGGUCGCUGUUCAUGGAAAAGCUACGCAUACAAUGAAAAGCAUGUCCACUGCCUCGUCCUUAUAGGUUACUGUACUUUUGAUUUCGUUCAAAUAUCAACCCUGGAUGCGCAGCUGUCUUUUUGUGCAAUGAUUGAACUCUGAACAAACAAGACAUUGAUUUGAGCUUUAAUGCAUAAAUGCAAUUUCACCUCCAACCUGACUGGGGGAAAUUUGAUACUGCAAAUCAUCUGGAUAAGAGGUUAACAUUUUAUUCUUUCGUUUAAAUGCGGUGUUUUUUAUUUUAAAAAUCGCCGAAUCCACUCUGCAUAAAGGCAUCACAAACAAAAGUAAACGUUAAUUAGCCAAACAACUGCUACUGACUGCUCCUCAUUGAGGUAUUAGUAUUAUUAUCAUUAUUAUUGUUGUUGUUGUUGUUGUUAUUGUUGUUUAAUUGUUGGUGGUGGUGGUGGUGGUGGUGGUGGUGUUGAUGGUGGUGGUGCCGUAGUUGCAGUUUUUCUUGAUGUUGUUCUUGUUGUUGUUCUUCUUCUUGUUAAAUUAUUGCUGUUCUUGUUCUUGUCGUGUUGAGCGGCCCUAGGCACUGUAAAUAAGCUCGCAAGCGUUUUACAGACCUUUAGAGAUGAGACAAUGAGAAUCAUUUACAGUUUUAGAGGUCUAGGCGGGAGGAAAACCUCAGGAAUAUGGUGACCUUACAGUCACCUUAGCUCCAUAUCACGCAGAUUUAAUAUUUGUCCACGACGUGAAGAUGGUCCCAGAGCAAUAUCGUCAGAAUGACAUCAUCAGGUGUCACGUGACAUAUGAGGCUCAAAUGUACACAUGAGUGGACAAGACACCUCUGUUAUGUUGGCAAAAUGACAGAUGAGCUCUCCUCCCCCUUUUAGACUUUCACCAUAGGCUUUGUACACGUCUUCUUGUCACCCUCGACUCUGGUAGUUUUAUACAUCUUGGUGUAUUUCAGACUUGGCUGACCUUUACACAAUCAUCCAACGGUGAAUAUUCCACCAAGUGGUUCGAUCUCUUUCACGAGAAGCGGGCGGCUACAUUCAGAGCUGAGCGCCUAUAGUUUUACUACUAAUUUGGGGGGUGUCUUCGGAAAAAGGAAAAAAAAUCGCGGAGCUAAUCGGGAUAUAAAUGAAACGGAAAGUAAACUUCUGGUCAUAAUCUUGAAUUUCCAGUGAAAAACCGGAGGCCAACCUCUUUCCGAGACUCACAUUUCGGCCAAGGUUUGUGUGGCAGAGCCAGAAAUGUUUAUGUUAUUAAGUACACCUUUUUACAUAGAAGUAGUUCCCCUUUAAAAAUUUUAACUUUAGUUUAGAGUUCUUGAUUUUUUUUUCUAGUAGUGUGCACCCCUGUUAACUUGUUUAAGCCCUAGCUUCCCCCAUAUAGAGUUACCACAUGGUCUGGUCACACUCAGUGUAGCAGAUCAGCAGAGACCAGUCACCUUCACAUGUACCUAUGUAUUGU